AUGGCCCCUCGCGACCUGCCGCCCCUAACCGCGGCCCCGUCGCCUCUAGCCUCGGCCCCUAGCGACCUGUCGCCCCUAGCCACGGCCCCGGUGCCCCGUCGCAUCAUGGAGGGUAAGGGGGUGGCAAGAGGGCAGUGGGGGGGAGGGGAUUUGCAGCAUCAGCCCCCCCCCGCCCCCCCUUCUCCUCUCUGUCUCCCUGCUGCGGGUGCAGCAGUGGGGGGGAGGGGAUUUGCAGCAUCAGCCCCCCCCCCGCCCCCCCUUCUCCUCUCUCUCUCCCUGCCGCACCUUGUGUUGGGAGGGGGGGGGAGCUUGGAGGUUCAGGGGGAGGCAGGAGGAGAUCUGCAGCCCUGUGCGCCCUGCUGCCCUGUUCGCCCUGCGCCCCCUGCUGCCCUGCUGCCCUGCAGCCCUGCGCGCCCUGCAGCCCUGCUGUGCCCCGCGCGCCCUACUGACCUACUGCCCUGUGCGCCCCGCGCGCCCUGCAGCCCUGCGCGCCUAUUGCAGUGGGGUAAGGGGGGAGGGUGA
Messenger RNA from Closterium sp. Naga37s-1, 522 nucleotides. NCBI's taxonomy places the organism in Eukaryota, Viridiplantae, Streptophyta, Zygnematophyceae, Desmidiales, Closteriaceae. The record is from the annotation of a GenBank genome assembly.